Solea solea (common sole) is the source of this 3873-nucleotide messenger RNA. RefSeq names its product leucine-rich repeats and calponin homology (CH) domain containing 1 (gene lrch1). NCBI's taxonomy places the organism in Eukaryota, Metazoa, Chordata, Actinopteri, Pleuronectiformes, Soleidae. Gene Ontology annotation, molecular function: protein binding. Bases 241 to 2508 code for a protein of 755 amino acids. The transcript has 20 exons. The record is from RefSeq and is a predicted model, not a curated record.
UGACGCGUCGCGCGCAGACUGAGAGGCAGAGACGCGGCGGCGGCACAAGCUAAAGGCGCGGAGGUGGAGUCGGUGUUCCGCUGCUGACCGUUAGCUAACCGUGAGCUAACCGUUAGCUGACCGCGUGGAUCAAACCGACACAGUGACGCAGCAGAGACAGACAGACAGACAGACAGAGAGACAGACAGACAGACAGACAGAGAGAGAGAGACAGACAGACAGACAGAGAGGGGGGACAUCAUGGCGACGCUGCUCGGAGCGGAGUCGGGUCGCUCUCCUCCGCCUCCUCCUCCGCUUCCUCCUCUUCCUCUCCUCUCACAGCACGGUUCUGGUUCUCCUUCCUCUCCGUCGAACCACACUCACAACCUGCCGCCGAACCGCGGCUUGGAGCGCGCGCUGGAGGAGGCGGCGGCCAGCGGCGUCCUCCACAUCAGCUGCCGGAAACUGAAGGAGUUCCCCCGGUCAGCAGUGAACCACGACCUGAGCGACACCGUGGAGGCAGAUUUGUCAAAGAACAGACUGAGUGACGUUCCAUCAGAGGUCUGUCACCUGGUCGCCUUGGAAACGCUAAACCUGUAUCACAACUGCAUCAGGACCAUCCCUGACUCUGUCAUCAGUCUGCAGUCACUCACCUCCUUAAACCUCAGUCGUAACCAGCUGUGUUCUCUGCCUGCGUGUCUGUGUGGUUUACCUCUGAGAGUCCUCAACGCCAGCAACAACAAACUGGUCUGUCUGCCUGAGAACAUCACACAACUGCACGGACUCAUGGAGCUGGACGUCAGCUGUAACGAGAUCACGGCUCUUCCUCGUUACGUCGGUCGACUCAAAGCUCUGCGAGAACUCAACGUACGUCGGAACCUCCUCUGUGUUCUGCCCGAGGAACUGGCUGAUCUUCCUCUGGUAAAGUUGGACUUCUCCUGUAACAAAGUCUCCACCGUCCCAGUGUGUUUCAGGACGAUGAAGCAGCUGCAGUCACUGCACUUAGAGAACAACCCACUGCAGAGUCCACCUGCACAGAUCUGUUUAAAAGGUAAAGUUCACAUAUUUAAGUAUCUGAGCAUUGAGGCGUGUCGCUGUGAGAAGAUGCCGGACUCACUGUACCUGCCCGUCAUAGAGCGGCUCAGCCUGUCACGACCCAGCACCGGCAGUGUGGAGGACAUGGAGCAGCAGCAGAAGAAGCAGGACAGUGACUCAGGAGUCGGCAGCGACAACGGAGACAAGAGACUGUCUGCUACUGAGCCGUCAGAUGAAGACAGUCUGAGUCUCAACGUGCCGAUGAGUCACAUCACAGAAGAGGAAGGACUCAGUAAAGACGACUCCACUGAACACAUCAGCUCCCUGACCGUGGACACAAACUAUGACUCUGUGCGUCUGAUCGAGGAGAGUCCUACGGAAGCUCUGAAGGAUCAGUUCAGCUGCAGAGACUCUGCUCUCAGCUCUCACUUCAUCAACUACAUCAAGGGUCGUGCAGCAGCAGACUUGGACGAGCCUCUCAGGAUAGAAGAAGACUCUUCGUGGCAAACAGAACAAACGUCAAAGGUCACGGUGGGCACAGAGCUCCACAUCGACAUGAUCAACCAGCUGAAAGAAGCUGUGGAGCUGCUGCAGGAGCCCAGCAGAGUUCCCUCACAACAGGACCACGUGACAGGAGUCCGACUGUACCCUGUGGAGAUGGUCACAGUGGACGAGUCACUCAAUGGUCAGGACAGUGAGGACAGCGCCACCACAGCUCAGCAGCUCAUGAAAGACGAAGAAGAAACAGGAGGAGCAGCAGCAGGAGGAGGAGGAGGAGCAGGAGGAGGAUGUGAGUUCCAGAGGAAGAGACAGAUGAUUCUAGACAAAGCCAGGUUUCAGGCCCAGCUUGCGUAUCGGGAGUAUGAGUGGCAUAUGUCAAUCAAGCGAGGAGACGUCCCUCCGGCCGUCAGACUCUCGUCCUUUUCACCAUUUGGACUGAAGCCUCGUUCAGCUCCGCCCUCGCUGCCUUGCUCGCCUCCUCCUUCCUGUUUCGAAUCCUCCCCCCUCUUACAGGCCACACCCCUCCGUAGAGAUACACGGUGUAGCCAUGACGACGGAGGCGUGCACGGCCGCGUUUUCCUGCGCAGCCACAAGAGUCUUGAGUCUGUGGAUCCUCAGUUUACCAUCAGGAGGAAGAUGGAGCAGCUGAGAGAAGAGCUGGAGCUCAUGGAGACGCUGAGAGACAGCAUCGAGAGCAGACUGAAGGUCGUCCUCCCCGACGACCUGGGCUCGUCUCUGAUGGACGGCGUCGUCCUCUGUCAUCUGGCCAAUCACAUUCGCCCUCGCUCGGUGGGCAGCAUCCACGUCCCCUCCCCCGCAGUGCCCAAACUCAGCAUGGCCAAGUGUCGCAGGAACGUGGAGAGCUUCCUGGACGCCUGCAGGAGGAUCGGCGUUCCUGAGGACAAACUGUGUCUUCCUCACCACGUCCUGGAGGAGAAAGGUCUUCUGAAGGUCAGCAUCACAGUCCAGGCUCUGGUCGACCACAACUCCUGACCUCUGACCUCCUGACCUGAGGCCAUUACACAGAGAAGGGGCGGGGCUUCCAGUACGCAGAGAAGGGGCGGGGCUUCCAUGGCACACACAAACAUGAGUAAAGACUCUGGUUUGUCGCACUAACACAGAUUUUAAAUUCUGUCUAAAAACAACAGCGUGCUCCUUUUAUAUUGUUGUAAUUAUUUAAAUUGACAAAGAUUUUAUUGACAAAGACGGACUGUAAACAAAGAUGGCCGACACUGCGACUUUAUCGCAGUGAGAGGAUCGUCGUCUAAGUCACCAACAGACACGAGACUCUGUCAGUUUACGUUAAAAAGACCAAAGUUAAAAUGGAGGCAAUAAUCUUAAAUCUUAACUUCAUCAGGAAACAAAAAACACUUCAACAUUUUGAAGUUCUACUUAAAUAUUUAAAAAGAAUUGACUUUAUUCUCUUAAAAUGUAAGUUUCCAUGAUAUUUUUACAUCUUAGAUGUUUUUUUAUUUUCAUUUUUUCAGGUUUAUUUCACAUUUAAGUGUCUGUUAAAGGGAAAGUUCAGCUUUUGGGAGAAAACAAGCGGAACCUCGAGUCGAUAACAUCGGAAACUACGGGCAACUUCUAAACCACACACACACACACACUCACACACACACAGGAGUUGUUGAUCCACUGCUGCCUCCAUCACUACGUUCAAAUGUCUUAUUAAAUAAAAUUCAGCUUUUAAAAAUCUUCAUUCAGAUUAACUUCAGUGACACAAAGUGACCACACGAGGCAGCAGAGGACCAGCAGCUCGUGUGUGUGUGUGUGUGUGUGGGGAGAGUGUGGUUUACAGACGUCUGUCUCACACUGAGACAAAGACUUACACUGACGUGGGUUUGGUUCUGAGCAGCAGGGGGCGCUCACACUCGAUCACACUUAAAACCCCCUGAACUGUCCCUUUAACUUGUAAACGUAGCUGAGCGUGUUUUCUGUGUUUCUGCACUUUAAACGUUUUAUAUCAGAUAUUUAAAGACACUGAAUUCACCUUUAAUCCAAACAGAAGCAACACUAAUGUGAGUGUAAAGAUCCUGCUGAACACAAUCGUAUGUUUGUACAUAAAUGUCUGUGCUUUUAUUUUUGUAUUUUUCACCCGUGUCGACGUUUACUGUCAUGUGUUGAACAGCAGCUCUGAGCUAAAUGCAUGAAAUGUCCCUUUAACUGCUGUGAAUAUAUCCAUGUGUGUGUGUGUGUCUGUGUUUAUACACACACACACACUGUAUUUCUUAUCACUUUAUCAGUAAAAGCCUGGUGUGUAAACACAGCCGCACGUUUUUAUUUGAUCACAAACACAGCAGUGAACAUUCAAAGCCUUUAUUGUGAAGAUGAAGAAAACUCUUCAUCUUCAGAAGA